Lingula anatina is the source of this 2771-nucleotide messenger RNA. RefSeq lists its product as uncharacterized. Gene Ontology annotation, cellular component: chromatin silencing complex; rDNA heterochromatin; nucleolus. Gene Ontology annotation, molecular function: methyltransferase activity. The record is from RefSeq and is a predicted model, not a curated record. Gene Ontology annotation, biological process: cellular response to glucose starvation; rDNA heterochromatin formation; regulation of transcription by glucose. NCBI's taxonomy places the organism in Eukaryota, Metazoa, Brachiopoda, Lingulata, Lingulida, Lingulidae.
UAUUUACUUCCGGUUUCAGGCACUUACGGUCAGUAGCACGUGCGAAUGCAGAGCAGCGAAAAAAUGUUUUGAGAACAGCAUUUUGCUUUCUUUUUUAUACCACCAGCAAGGGUUGGCAAGGUUUAAGGAUGUUUGAAGCAGAGGUUUGGGAUGUUGAUAGAUCUGCAAACCAACUAGACCACAGUUUGUUUGGCAAGAGUAAAGAAAAUGAAAAGAAGAAAAAGAAGCCACAUCUUAAUACAGACCAUUCAGGUUCAGAUGAGAUUAGUGCCAGUCAAAAGAAAACCAAAAAGAGACCAUUAGGGCAAGUUGACAGCCUUUCUAAGAAGAAACACAAAGUUGGGAGUCCAGGAUCAUUGCAGGGAAAGAGUACAAGUCACGUGCAAAAUAGUGCUAUGGUAGCAAAAGUGAAGAAAAUUCACAAACCCACUGCGAAAAUGACGACAAAUGGGGGAGAAUCUGUGCCAAAGUUUAAAUUGAAUAAGAAACACAAAAAUUUGGAAAAGUCUCAAAAUGAUAUCAAUAAAAAUAAGAAAAAAAGAAAUAAAUACAAAGACUUUGACAAGAAUAAGAAAGAGACUGUGAAUGAUGAAAGUUCAGGUGGAAAGGACACCACAGUAACACAAACUCAGAAGAAAGCUGAAGCAUCCAACACAACUCGGCCCUCUCUUCCCAAGAAAAAGAAGAGAAAAAGAAAAGCUAAGAAAAACAAAUAUAAAGAUUUGUGGGAAGCACAGCAGAGGGAAAAGAGUGCUUCAACAGGCAAUGCAAAUAAAGGAGAUUUUGUGAUUAAUUCUAAAGAAGGAUCACGACAGGCUGAUGAAAAACAACUGAAAACUGAAACUGUGCCAAAAGGUGCUUGCAUUGAAACAAACUUGAGCAAAAGUAGUUUAAAGAGGAAGAAAGAACGUCCUGGGGAUGAAAUGAAGGACAACAAUAUGUCCAAAAGGGACAAUGCCACUGCUGUUGACAGUGUGACAAAUCACAAGAAGAGAAAACUGAGCGCAUCAGUUGGUGAUGGCAAUGGCUUUUCUAAUGGGACCAAAAUGGCACAAAGUACAAGUAGUGAAUCAUCUGAAAAAAAGCAGAAAUAUUCUGUAGAAAGAAAUACACUUGCAGAAGUUGAAAAAUUAGGUAAUGCUUCUGCGAAGAGUGUUUCAAAAAGGACUAAAGGAAAAUCUUCUAAAGUGGAUAAAUGGGAAAGAAAAACUGGUAAAGAACAUAAGGUUUUGAAGGGAAAGGUGACAAAGGAUGUCAUCAGCCAACCUGUAGCUGAGAAAGAUGACUCGAAUAAUCUUCAGUUGGCUCCAAAGUCUAAGACUGGAUUGGAUAAAAAUAAAGUGAAGGCUCUGCUUCAGGCUGAUGAAAUCAAUGCAGGAGAAAAGAAGACUAAAAUGGUCACAAAGAAAGAAGAGAAAUUUGAAACCAAGGAGAUUCUCUCGCCUCAGUCCAAGUCACAAAACAAGUCACAGGUGCUUCGUGAAAAGAUGAUGGAGCGUCUUCAUGCAGCAAGGUUCCGCUAUUUGAAUGAACAGCUUUACACUCUACCUAGUGAGGAGGCAGUGAAGAUGUUCCGCUCUGAUCCAGAAGCUUUCCAGGCCUAUCAUGACGGCUUCCAAAAUCAAGUGGAAAAAUGGCCACAGAGCCCAGUUAAUACUAUCAUAGACUUCAUCAAGAAAAAAGCAAGCAAUGAGGUUGUAGCAGAUUUUGGCUGCGGAGAUGCCAAGAUAGCGCAGUCUGUAUCCAAUCAGGUGCAUUCCUUUGAUCUGGUUGCCGUGAACAAGUAUGUCACUGUGUGUGACAUGGCUAAGACCCCUCUCAAAGAUGGCAGUGUUGGUGUGGCGGUAUUCUGUCUGGCGCUGAUGGGGACUAACCUGGUAGACUUCCUGAGGGAGGCCAACAGGGUGUUAAAGAAGGGAGGCAAGCUGCUUAUUGCAGAGGUCGUGAGCAGAUUUGACAGAAUUGGAGCAUUUGUUAAAAGUGUUGAACAGAUGGGGUUUUCUUCGCUUCAUACAGACACAUCAAACAAAAUGUUUGUGAUGUUCCAGUUUGAAAAGGUGAAGAAGACGGACAGUAAAAACCUUCCGAAGAUUGAACUACAACCCUGUGUGUACAAGAAAAGAUGAGAAUGAGAUCUUACAAAGAUUGCACCACUGAGGUCUAAAAUUAUCAUCGAUAAAUGUAUUGUUGUUUCAUGCUUUUCUUAAUGAGGCAGAAAUAAGUUUUUUAUGUACAGACAUUUUGUCUGUUCAUAUAGCUAUCACCUGCAUCCGUCGUUGUUGUUUUCAGCAUUGUUGCUGUGCACUUUUCAUUGUUAACUCAAUAUAACAAUUUGACUUAUUACCCUCAGGCUUGCUGGAUUAAUUACUAAUUAAUUAUAGUUCAAGAGCUUUUAGCAGUGGAAAAAAUGUAUUCUGUAUAGACGUGGUUUAGUUAUGAAGAAAUGCAUUAACCACAGCAUACAUGCUUUAUCAAUACGUAGUGGCUUUGCAUGGUCAGCCUGAGAUUUAACUGGCAGCUGAGACUCGAUAUCCUCCUUGAUGUACAGAAGAAGGCAUCAGAAAUUAUCUCUUAGGAGACUGGUCAAAUAGAUUCUUUUUCUGAUUCUAGAUGUUUCAUAUUGUCUCCAUCCUCUUCUAUCUACUGUAAACUGAUUUCAUCUGCCCUUCCAUCCAAAGGCAGAACCUUCAAAACAGACGAGACAUUUUUGUUCAGAUCUUUGUCUCAGGAAACAGAAAAACAUCUUUCAGAGCUAAAGCAUCCCCCACAGA